Ooceraea biroi (clonal raider ant) is the source of this 3557-nucleotide messenger RNA. RefSeq names its product DNA ligase 1. NCBI's taxonomy places the organism in Eukaryota, Metazoa, Arthropoda, Insecta, Hymenoptera, Formicidae. The record is from RefSeq and is a predicted model, not a curated record.
UACUUUCGAAGCCGUGUGCCGACAUUUUACUUGCCUCGGUUAAGCGCGUCACCUCACGUACGAGUCCCGUGUGUAUCUACGCCGGUGCUCCAGUGUCGAGUGAGGCGAAUAUCAGCCGCGUGAUCUUAUUUUUUAGAUCUUAUUUUUCGUCAUCGCGAAGGGAGUGGAAGCUGCAGUCUCCGGGCCUCGACGAGACCGUUGAUACUAUAUCCAACAGCCUUUCUCUUUCUCUCUCUGUCUUGCUGAACGAUAGCUUGCAACCAUGAGCUAUGGUUACAAUAAAUACAGUUCCACCAUGAGUUCUCGUGGUCGUGGAUUUGUUUCCCGUGGAGGUUCUUAUAGAGGACGAGGUGGCGGUGGAGGGAAUGAAUGGAGUGGUGGCUCAGCUGGUGGAACCAUGUCUGGUAGAGGUGGUUAUUCUUCUUCUAGGGGUGGCAGAUUUAAAUAUUCCACAACGAGCUACGACUCUAGAUCGAAAUAUAACUCAGGAGGAUCAGAAAGAUACUCGAGCAGAGGUGGUCGUGGUGAACAUUCGAAUAGCUACAAACGACCACGUUAUUUUCCGCAGGAGUAUUCUGCUAGGGAUGAUCAUCGUUCCUCCAGCGAUUCCGCGCGCAAGAGAAUAAGGAGCGACUCUUAUCAGGGUGGAGGUAGCGGUAGCGGCUCACAGAGGUACUCGUCGUACGGUGGUUCAUCAGCAUCGGCGCCCUACGACGACAAUAAGGGAUCUUCGUCGUCCGCUGUGUACGAGGACAAGAGACAGAGCGAGCGUGCAUCAUCGUAUCACCGUUCAGAGGACCGUCAUUCUGCCUCGCGGAGUUACGCACCUCCACCGCCCCCUCGGAUUAGCGAGAUGGCACCGCCCCCGACACAGAGAUACACGUCGAGCCGAGGCAGAAUCUCGCAUCAGAGCUCGAAUUAUAGAGGUCGGAUCUCGACCCGGGGCAGCAGCGGUAGAGGGGGCGCGUUUCACCGCGUGAGCUCUCGUUCGGAUGGCAUCAUCGCUCGCAAGCGCACGUUGCACUCGCUCGACUAUCGUCGAAAGCUGCUGGGCACACGCUCGCGCGACUACAUCCAGCGUAUGCGCAUGACCACUACGAAACUGCGCAGGAGUACUACUAGGCUACCCGGAAGUAAAAAGGACUCGGGAUCAGGAACCAGCGUGAAGGACAAGGAUAGAGAAAUGGCCAAAGCCAUAAACGCCGAGUUUUCCGACGACGAAGAUGAGGAGGAUGAUAACAAGAGUAAUUGGGACGAAGAAGAAAAGCCACACGAUCGCGAUGAUGAGGAGGAGGAAAUAGAGGAAGAGGAAGAGAAAAAGAAAAAGGAGGAUAAGCGUAAGAAGGAAAAACAAGAUAGAGAAAGGCAGCAUAGCGAGGACGAGGAAGAAAAGGAUGAUGACAUCAAGGAGGAAGACGAUGAACAGAAGCGAGAGGAAGACGAGGAGGGCGACGACGAGGAACGACGCGAGGAUGAGAAAGCGGAGCACGAUCGAAAUGCGGACUCCGAGGAGUUACCGAGCAGGCGCGACGGCCGGAAAUUUAUCAAAUUAAGAUGCCCGCACUGUGCCCAUCACAGCGUGACGUUCAAGGAGUACUCGCUUCAUCUGUUCUCCGGGCGUCACAGCGCGGCAAUGAAGCGUAUCGCGUCGCGGCAUAAGGCAACCAUCACGCGCAUGAGAGUCGUACAACGGCAGGAACAGAGGCGCAUCGAGGCUCGCGAUGCCGCACGUGGCACGCUACCAUCUCGCACCAUGUUCUGUGCCAUUUGCAAACUGAAUUACCGUUCGCUGAAGGCCGCUCACCAGUUGUCCGAGUCGCACAAGCAAAUCAAGCGAUUCCUCACGCCCUUCUGUCGCGUCUGCCGUAUCCAAUUCCGCUCACCAAUGUUCUUUGAGACUCAUAUGUGUUCCUUGGAACAUAUUAAGAGGAAGAGUGUAAUGCGAGAAAGAAUGAAUGCGAAUGGCAGCGGCGAGGCAGAAGCGGACUCGAGUGCCCCCGAAGAAGACGACAAGGAAGUUAAUCUCGAUAAUUUCAUGACUCUGGAUUCUGUGGGCGACGUAGAUGAAGAUGAAGAGUCGAACGAUAAGAAGAAAGAAAAGACCGAUGGCGAGAGUCCGAACGAAACGGAAAAGAAAGCGAAGAGCAAGCAGAUGAUAAAAGUCGGAGCGGAGUAUAUAAAACGCGUCGAGGUACAAUAUUGCGAGCUGUGCAAGGUUUAUCUGUCGCGUAGCGAGAAUAUGGAGAGGGCGGUCGCCCUGCAUUGCUCCACUCGCAGUCAUCUGAAACGAUACGUGCGUGACAACGACGACAAGGCACUCAGACGCCAAGCGGAGAGGAUACACUUGCAAUCGUCGUCAUCAGCGAACAUGAAUUCCACCAAUUCGACCGCGGUCAACACGUCGGAGACCGCAAAGAGUUCUCCCAUGAAUGUCGAAGCGCAAGUAUCGACGAAUACUGCGUCAACGACAGUGACGAAUGAUAAUAACGGCGCCUCUGACGCGGAGUACAUCAAACUCGAGGAGGAGAAAUCGAACUUGGAGUCUGAGAAGAGUCUAACAAAGGACGGCAAGGAUAAUCAGGGCGACGAGGACGAUGACAACGACUACCACGGUGACGAUAAAAUGACCUGGGAUGACGUCGACAAGGACCUGGGCGAUAUCCUGAGAGAGAACGAAGCAGCGGCGUCAAAGUCGAGCGAUGACGAGGAUUCGCGUUACGAUCGUUUCCGCAAUUCGGACAAGAAACAGCAGUCUGGGAAAGAGAAGGAAACCGAUAAGAACGAAAUCGUGGAGGAUAAAGGCGGGAAUAGUAACAAUAAGCUUAAAGAAGUAAAAGUCAAGCUUGAGAAAGCAGCAGAUAUCUAAUCUAAUCAGUGUCGUUCUGUGCUUAUACACUUUCAAUUUAUUGGCUCGUUCUUGAUUUUCUUGAUUUUUUUUCUUCUAACGUUUCUAAACCUCUUUGCGUAUUCGCGACGCAAACAUCAAGGGAAAAUGAGCGAGAGGAAAAAAAACAGACAAAUGUCUUCAUAUUCGACUGAGGUUGUAUUUUCGAGUUAUCACAUCGCAUCGUUUUAAUCACGUAAAAUUUUCUAUGUGUGCAUAAUUUAGUUGUACACGCGUUGCCAUUUAUAUUGUACUUUAAUUCUCGGAUUAGCGUAUGUGUCAAUUGCGAGAUAUCGAGCGUUACUGAUAUUGCGAUUUCAGAUUUGUAUAAUUUCAAGGUAUUUUUCAAUUAAUUGCGAUCGAAUGUUGUAGAACGAAAACAAAGUUCGGAGAUUCGAACGAUGAUUCAAAUAUAUACACCUGUCACAAAAGCAUCAGAUGUUAUGUUAAAUUACAUUCAGAAUUAAAGCUUUAAUAAUUAGCAUAGGAAGGAAGAGAAGAGUGUUCGUCCCUGUGCAAGCUCAUAAUUUUGAUAUAGAUUAUGCGUAAUUGUAUUAUCGAAAAAUAUUAAUGAUUCGAACGUUACGAAUUCACUGACGAUAAUUGAGUGUUUCCUUUUCAACUCUGAGCAUUCGUUAAACGCUCUUCCACAGAAAUAAAAGCCUCCAAAAGU